UCUUGAUUCAUUCUUACCCUUUUUUCUAUAUUCACUGAGUUUCAUCCUCUUUGUUUCACAGUUUCUAAAGGUAGGAAAGAGAUCCAAAACCUCAGUUAAAACAUUGAAGCUUCCCCCAGGGCCAUGGAAGCUUCCUGUCAUUGGAAGCUUACACCACUUAGUUGGCUCUCUACCCCAUCAUCGCUUCAGAGAACUUGCUAAAAAACAUGGUCCUCUCAUGCACCUACAACUUGGUGAGGUUUCAACCAUUGUGGUUUCUUCUCCAGAAGUGGCCAAAGAUGUCCUGAAAACCUACGAUGCCAUCUUUGCUCAAAGACCCCAUCAAAUUGGCGCAGAGAUCAUGUGUUAUGGUUCCACUGACAUUGCCACUGCACCAUAUGGGGGGUAUUGGAAGCAGCUAAGAAGAAUAUGCUCCCAAGAGCUUCUAAGCAACACACGUGUGAGGUCAUUUCGAUCAAUAAGAGAAGCAGAAGUGCUGAAUUUAGUAAGAUUUAUUGAGACUAACACUGGUUCUUGUGUGAACCUCAGUGAGAAAUUAGCAUGCAUGACAAGUGUCAUCAUUGCAAGGACGGCUUUUGGUGAAAAAUGCAAGGAUCAAAAAGAGUUCAUUUCCCUUAUCAAGAAACUUGUGAAAGUAUCCCAACGUUUAGCUAUUUUUGAUUUGUUCCCUUCUCGCAAAUGGCUUCAUGUGAUCAGUGGGAAGACACCUAGAUUGGAGAAGUUGCACAAAAAAUAUGAUGUAAUAAUUGGAAACAUCAUUACAGAGGCAGAAAAAAAUAUUGGUGAAGUAGAGGUUAAUAGUCUCCUCUCAGUUCUUCUAAAUUUGAAAAAUCAAGGUGCCCUCGAAUAUCCUUUGACAAUCGAUAACAUCAAGGCUGUAAUGUUGGACAUGUUUGCGGCUGGCACUGAUACAUCAUCUGCAGUUAUAGAAUGGGCCAUGUCAGAGAUGUUGGAAAACCCAAAAGUAAUGAACACAGCUCGAGAAGAAGUUAGAAGAGUUUGUGGUAGCAAAGGAUACAUGAAUGAAGAAUCACUUGAAGAACUAAAAUAUCUGAAAGCAGUAAUAAAAGAAACACUGAGAUUGCACACUCCCGGCCCUCUUCUUCUUCCAAGGGAAUGUAGAGAAAGUUGUGAGGUGAAAGGGUAUACAAUACCUGCUGGGACCAAAGUGAUGGUAAAUGCAUGGGCAAUUGGAAGAGACCCUGAUUAUUGGAAUGAUCCAGACAAGUUUUAUCCUGAGAGAUUCAUGAACAGUCAAAUCGAUUAUAAAGGGUCCCAUCAUGAAUUCAUACCCUUUGGUGCUGGAAGGAGAAUGUGUCCUGGCAUGUCUUUUGGGACAAAUAUCAUUGAACUUUGUCUUGCACAACUACUUUACUAUUUUAAUUGGGAACUUCCAAAUGGAAACAAGGAAAACUUGGAAAUGACUGAAGCUUUGGGAGCCUUCUCAAGAAGAAAAACGGAUUUAGUCUUAGUUCCCAUUUCUUACAAUCCUCUUCCUAUUUCGUCAAACCUUAAAUUCUAAUCAUAAGUGUCUCUAUAUUGUCCUUGUUCCCUUUCUUUUAUGUUACUUGUGUGUUAAGAUAGUGUGAGUGAAUGCA
Messenger RNA from Vigna angularis (adzuki bean), 1598 nucleotides. RefSeq names its product cytochrome P450 71AV8. Gene Ontology annotation, molecular function: monooxygenase activity; iron ion binding; oxidoreductase activity, acting on paired donors, with incorporation or reduction of molecular oxygen. Lineage: Eukaryota; Viridiplantae; Streptophyta; Magnoliopsida; Fabales; Fabaceae. Bases 218 to 1522 code for a protein of 434 amino acids. The record is from RefSeq and is a predicted model, not a curated record. The transcript is spliced from 2 exons.